AUGGAGGUGUCUGUGGAAUAUAUUAUGGCACUUUAUGGCUUUAUCACUGGUGCUAACGCUUGCUUUAGACCCCUACAGAUAUAUGCAGAUAAUUGUGAAGAGCCACUGAUACUGUCAUUACCUGCAUCAGCUUUUGACAGUUCAUCCAAACUCUCCAACAACCACAACCCCAGCUUUGCAAAACUCAUCAGACGGGAUGGAGCUGGUGGCUGGUCCCCUUUGGAUUCCAGUAAGGAACAAUGGCUGCAAGUUGAUUUGGGAGACAGAGUAGAGGUUACAGGCAUUGCUACUCAGGGAAGAUAUGGAAGCUCUGACUGGACCACAAGCUACAGUCUAAUGUUCAGUGAUACAGGUCGCAACUGGAAGCAGUACAGACAGGAGGACGUCAUCUGGGUUUUCCAAGGCAAUGUCAAUGCUGACAGUGUGGUCCAGCACAAAUUCCUUCACUCUGUUAAAGCUCGCUUUGUACGCUUCGUGCCUGUGACAUGGAACCCGAAUGGAAAUAUUGGUCUGCGGGUUGAAGCUUUUGGAUGCUCGUACAAAUCUGAUGUUGCAGAUUUUGAUGGGAGGAGCUCCCUCCUCUACAGAUUCAAUCAAAAGCUGAUGAGCACCUUCAAAGACGUGGUUUCCCUGAAGUUCAAGAGCAUGCAGGGAGAUGGGGUCCUGUUUCAUGGCGAAGGGCAACAUGGAGAUUACAUUACUCUGGAGCUGCAAAAUGGGAAGCUGUUGUUGCUCAUCAACCUGGGAGAUGCCAAGCUUCAUUUUGGCAACAGCCAUACCUCCGUCACCUUGGGCAGCCUCCUGGAUGACCAACACUGGCACUCAGUUCUCAUUGAACGAUUCAAUAAGCAAGUGAAUUUCACAGUGGACAAGCACAUGCAACAUUUCCGGACUAAGGGGGAUUCUGAUGAUUUGAAUAUUGAUUAUGAGCUCAGUUUUGGAGGAAUCCCAGUCCCAGGAAAACCAGGAACUUUCCUGAAGAAAAAUUUCCAUGGAUGUAUUGAGAACCUAUAUUACAACGGAGUCAAUAUUAUUGACUUAGCCAAAAGACGGAAACCACAGAUCCACACAGUGGGCAAUGUGACAUUUUCCUGUUCAGAACCGCCAAUCACUCCCAUCACUUUUGAGAGCUCCAAUAGCAGUUACUUACUGUUAUCCGGUACUCCUCAGAUUGAUGGCUUAUCUGUCAGCUUCCAGUUUAGAACAUGGAACAAGGAUGGACUCCUUCUGUCUACUGAACUAUCAGAAAAUUCUGGCUCACUCUUGUUGUAUCUCCACCAUGGCAGACUGAUCCUCAACAUCCAAAAAGGAACACAGAAAUACAUGGGCAUCACUGCAGGCAGCAAUCUAUAUGAUGGCCUGUGGCACUCAGUUAACAUCAAUGCCAGAAGACAUCGCAUCACCUUAACUCUUGAUAAUGAUGUGGCAUCAGCUGUUCAUGCUACCACCGUUUCACAGAUUUAUUCAGGGCACAGCUAUUAUUUUGGAGGGUGCCCUGACAAUUUUACCGAUUCAAAAUGUUUAAAUCCCAUUAUGGCUCUUCAAGGUUGCAUGAGACUCAUCUUUAUUGAUAACCAGCCCAAGGACCUUACCUUAGUUCAGCAAGGCUCCCUGGGGAAUUACAGUGAUUUGCGCAUUGAUAUCUGUGGCAUCAAAGACAGAUGUUUACCAAACUACUGUGAACAUGGAGGAAAAUGUUCCCAAUCUUGGACAACAUUCUUCUGUGAUUGUAAUGAAACUGGUUACACUGGAACAACCUGCCAUAACUCUAUUUAUGGGCAAUCCUGUGAAACUUAUCGACACCAAGGAAAAACAUCUGGUUUCUUCCACAUUGACUCUGAUGCGAGUGGUCCACUUCCCCCACUUUUAGUGUACUGCAAUAUAACAGAAGACAAGAUCUGGACAGUGGUACAGCACAAUAACACAGAAUUGACUCAUGUCCAUGGAUCUGAUGCUAGGAAGCCAUAUACCAUGAACUUCAGCUACAAUAGCAGUGCAGAUCAGCUGGAAGCAAUAACAAAUAAUGCAGAAUAUUGUGACCAGGAGACAAUUUACCACUGCAAAAAGUCACGUCUGCUGAAUUCCCCAAAUGGAAUUCCAUUUGUUUGGUGGGUUGGUCGUGCCAACGAAAAACACCCAUAUUGGGGAGGAUCAAUUCCAGGAAUCCAACAAUGUGCUUGUGGUCUAGAAGAAAGCUGUGUGGAUCUGAGAUACUUUUGUAACUGUGAUGCAGACAGAGAAGAAUGGACCAAUGACACCGGUUUCCUUUCCUUUAAAGAACAUUUACCUGUGAACCAGAUAGUUAUCACUGAUACAAACAGACCUAAUUCUGAAGCUGCCUGGAGAAUUGGUCCUCUUCGUUGCUAUGGAGAUAGACAGUUCUGGAAUGCAGCUUCUUUCAGCACCGAAGCUUCAUACCUUCUCUUCCCCACUUUCCAUGCCGAGUUCACUGCAGACAUUUCUUUCUUCUUCAAAACAACCAAAAUGUCUGGAGUCUUUUUGGAAAAUUUGGGAAUGAAAGAUUUCAUCAGGGUUGAAAUAAGCUCUUCUAAAGACAUAAUUUUCACAGUUGAUGUUGGAAAUGGCCCUGUAGAGGUUACGGUUCAAUCCCCCAUGCCCUUGAAUGACAACCGGUGGCAUUCUGUGCAUGCUGAAAGGAAUCUUAGAGAAACCUCUCUUCAGGUAGACAACUUUCCAAAGAAGACUUUAGAAGCACCUGCUGAAGGACAUUUUCGAUUGCAGCUAAACAGUCAAUUAUUUGUGGGAGCAUCUGCAUCCAAACAGAAAGGUUUUAUGGGAUGUAUUCGCUCUCUACAUCUAAAUGGACAGAAACUUGACCUUGAAGAACGAGCCAAAGUGACUCCUGGUGUCAAACCAGGGUGCUCAGGUCAUUGCAGCAGUUAUGGAAACAUUUGCCAGAAUGGAGGGAAAUGUGUGGAAAAACCCAAUGGCUACUUGUGCGAUUGCACCAAUUCACCAUAUGAAGGACCAUUUUGCAGAGAAGAAGUCUCUGCCGUGUUUGAAGAAGACACUUCUAUUACCUACACAUUCCAGGAACCUUAUCCUGUAACUAAAAAUGCAAGUUCUUCCUCUUCGGCCAUUUAUGCGGGUACAUCCAUAUCCAAGGAAAACAUUGCUUUUACUUUCCUGACAGCAAAUGCUCCAAGCCUUCUGUUUUACCUCAAUGCUUCUUCUCAUGAGUAUCUGGCUGUUAUUCUGUCCAAGAAUGGAAGCUUGCAAGUCCGAUACAGAUUGAGUAAAGACAAGUCUCUUAUUUUCACAAUUGAUUCUGGAAACUUUGCUAACAGAGAACUGCACAGCGUGAAGAUCAAUAGAGAUGGAAGAGAGCUGACUAUUCAGAUUGACCAGGUUCUUAAAGUCAAGCACAACUUUUCCUCUGAGGUUGAGUUUGGAGCCAUCAAAUCGCUGACCUUGGGGAAAGUGACUGAUAGUCAGGGCCUGGAUCUGGAAAUCUCCAAGGCAAACUCCUUUGGAUUCAUUGGAUGCAUGUCAUCUAUGCAAUAUAACCAUAUUGCUCCAUUGAAAGCUGCUUUAAGACACCCCAACCUCGCACCAGUGACAGUCCUGGGUUCAUUGUCUGAAUCAAACUGCAGGUCAUUGGUUGAAGUAGAUGCAAAUACAGCAACUUCCAUUUACUCUUCCUCAGAUCCAUUUGGGAAGGCCGAUGAUAAAGAACCACUCAGCAAUGCUGUCAGAAGCGAUUCAGCCUUCAUUGGAGGUGUUAUUGCAGUUGUGAUCUUCAUCAUCUUUUGCAUUGUGGCCAUUAUGAGCAGAGUCCUCUAUCGGCACAAACAGACUCACCGGAACAGCCAGACGAAAGAAAAAGAGUAUCCAGAACACGUUGACCGUUCUUUUAAGACUGAGGUUGACUUACAAAACCCAGUGAGCGAGUGCAAACGAGAAUACUUCAUCUAA
Pseudonaja textilis is the source of this 3936-nucleotide messenger RNA. NCBI's taxonomy places the organism in Eukaryota, Metazoa, Chordata, Lepidosauria, Squamata, Elapidae. The record is from RefSeq and is a predicted model, not a curated record.